AUGUACAUGCUAAGAUACUACUUGGAUAGUAAUGGGAAGAGGGUAUAUACGAUUAAGGCCGUGGUUGAUGGAAAGGUGACUUUUUCGGCUCACCCCUGCCGAUUUUCACCGGAUGACAAAUUUUCUUCGCAAAGAAUAACUCUGAAGAAAAGACUAAAUUUGUUAUAA
Messenger RNA from Plasmodium gonderi, 168 nucleotides. RefSeq names its product H/ACA ribonucleoprotein complex subunit 3. Gene Ontology annotation, molecular function: telomerase RNA binding; box H/ACA snoRNA binding. Gene Ontology annotation, biological process: snRNA pseudouridine synthesis; rRNA pseudouridine synthesis; positive regulation of telomerase RNA localization to Cajal body. Bases 1 to 168 code for a protein of 55 amino acids. NCBI's taxonomy places the organism in Eukaryota, Apicomplexa, Aconoidasida, Haemosporida, Plasmodiidae. The transcript is spliced from 2 exons. The record is from RefSeq and is a predicted model, not a curated record. Gene Ontology annotation, cellular component: box H/ACA telomerase RNP complex; box H/ACA snoRNP complex.